Messenger RNA from Penicillium taxi, 603 nucleotides. RefSeq lists its product as uncharacterized. The record is from RefSeq and is a predicted model, not a curated record. The coding region runs from base 1 to 603 and encodes 200 amino acids. The transcript has 3 exons. NCBI's taxonomy places the organism in Eukaryota, Fungi, Ascomycota, Eurotiomycetes, Eurotiales, Aspergillaceae.
AUGGCGGUCCUGGCGACAUUACGACAACGCAGCGGGUUUCGUUAUCCCGAGGAUGGGAUCAAACUACGCAGAAUAUUUGGUUAUCCCGAAGACUCGGAUAAUGAUGAAGGGCGAGAGGAGCUUGAUGAAGAGGAACAGGAGCAAGUCAUCGACCAGCUGAAGCAUGAUAUCGAUGCGCGCAAUACCAUUUACCAAUUCAUUUUGGUUAUACUCUCCCUCUGCUCAAUACCAUUCUUUGUUCUAUCAGUUUUCACUGGAAAGGAUGCCACAGAGCGGACCUACUCUUUCAUCAGUGUCGUCUCGCUAUUGGGAUCCGGCCUCAUUAUUGCCAGAGGCCCCCUUUACCCUGAUAGAAAGGGAAAACAGCCCAUGAGGGUUGAGAAUAGAGACUUGAAAUGGCUCAUAGGGCCUAUAUUUGGCACUGUCAACUUAGUAUUGGCUUGCCUCCAUUUCUUUAUUGCUCGUGGUGCAACCAUGAUCAAGCCUGAGUUUUACCUGAUUCCAGGGAUCAUUUUUGCAGCAGUUCAACUCGCUCGGGGCAUUAUGCGCUCGGUGGAUGCCUCAACGCUCAAGGCACUUACAUACGCUUACAAAGGUGCCUGA